Messenger RNA from Bacillus rossius redtenbacheri, 2580 nucleotides. RefSeq names its product 17S U2 SnRNP complex component HTATSF1 (gene barc). Gene Ontology annotation, cellular component: U2-type spliceosomal complex; U2 snRNP. NCBI's taxonomy places the organism in Eukaryota, Metazoa, Arthropoda, Insecta, Phasmatodea, Bacillidae. Bases 452 to 2083 code for a protein of 543 amino acids. Gene Ontology annotation, biological process: mRNA splicing, via spliceosome. Gene Ontology annotation, molecular function: RNA binding. The transcript has 2 exons. The record is from RefSeq and is a predicted model, not a curated record.
AAAUACCUAUGUACCUUCAUUACAUAUUUACGGACUAAAAAAAAAUUUGAAAUAUUUUUUUGUUUCUUCUUAUGUAAAGUAUCUGUCAUGGCUUUUUUUGAAUAUGUUUAACAUUAAAAUGUUCUCUGUGUCAAGUUCCACCAACGUAUCAAAGUGUUUGCAGCCGACAUAACUUAAUCGCAAGUGAACUGUGCCUUACACCUCCGUGGUCUCCUCAAUCAGGUUGUCUACAACAUGAGCCGUAACUUCCUGGAUUAUCCUGUCUUCUGUCAGAUCAGAAGCAAGGUUAUUGUCUUAAUACCCAUCUUGUCAAGUCUUCUGCAGAAUCUUGCAGAAUGUUUUGAUUUCAUCACAAAGUGUGCAGUCAUUUAGAAGAUGUUUUGAAAGAACACAGUGAGAAAGCAUAUUAUUCCCAACAUAAUCCAACACUGUUUCUACUCAUGCAAAAAUAAUGGCUGACCAAGAUGACAAUUGUACUAGUACAGUAGAAAUAAAUAAGGAGAGUGAAAAUGUAGAUUCAAGUGAUGACUCAGUAUUGCAAGACAAUUCGGUUUCUGCUUCAAAUGUUUUAACUACUACAACAAAUGUAAGUGGGGCAGGCUUGGAUAGUGUUGCUAGUGAUGCAGUUUCUGCCACAUCAAGCACUGUAGCAACGAAAACUGUAGCUGACAUUCUUCAGAAAGAGACGGCUGUCAUAAAUUCAUCAGACGAUGACAAAGGGACAGUCAGCAGCGAUGUGGUUAGUACUUCUGGAGUUGAACCCGUGACCAACAACAAUUCAGAUGCCAACACUGCGUCAGCCACCAACAAAAAUUCAGAAGCCAACGUUGCUGCCCCCAAUUAUGAAUUUGAUGGUGAAUGCUAUUGUUACACUGACAAAGCAUCGGGCAUCACAUACAAAUUCGAUAAUGAUAAGCAGGAGUGGAUUAUCAAAGAAACCCAGCCAAAGAAUAAUGCAGUCACACACACAGACAAUGAAAGUGAAGAGGAGGAUGACGAUAUAGAUGAAGAUGGCAAUAAAAAUCGUUUGAAGUUCAGAAAGCAAGACAUGAGCUCUGGUGUAUACAGCUUUGAAGAUGACACCCACGUCUACACCGAUCCAACAGAUGGUACCAAAUAUCUUUGGGACAAGGAGAAAAAUGCAUGGUUUCCCAAAAUUGAUGAAGAUUUUCUCGCCCAGUAUCAAAUGAACUAUGGCUUCACAGAUGAUGAUGCUAAAAAAUCUGAGCCCCAAGACUCGAAGAAAGUUGAAACCCCAGAGGAGAAAGAGGAGUUGAAGCGUAAAGCUCCUGCAAAGCCUUCGUGGUUCGAGAUUGACGAAGAACAUAACAAUAAGGUUUACGUAAAUAAUUUGCCAGAAGACAUUACAGAGCAGGAGUUUGUUGACUUCAUGCAAAAAUGUGGUCUCAUCAUGAAGGACCCAGAUACAGGUAAAUUGAAGAUUAAACUGUAUACUGUUUCUGGGUCUGACCAGUUGAAAGGGGAUGGUCUAUGUACGUACAUCAGAAUCGAGUCUGUUGAUUUAGCCUUGAAAGUCCUAGAUGGGUCCGAUUUGCGAGGGCAUAAAGUCUCUGUGGAGAGAGCGAAAUUCCAGAUGAAAGGAGAUUACAAUCCAACCCUCAAACCUAAGAAGAAAAGGAAGAAAGACAAAGAGAAAGUCAAGAAGCUACAAGAGAAGUUGUUGGACUGGCGCCCAGACAUGCUGCGUGGGGAGCGCCCGAAGCAUGAAAGAGUCGUCAUAUUGAAGAACCUAUUUGAGCCCUCCUUGUUCGAGAAGAACGUCCCGCUUAUACUUGAGUACCAGCAAGAUUUGCGCGAAGAAUGUGCCAAAUUUGGUGUGGUGAGGAAAGUCGUAAUCCACGACAGACACCCUGAAGGUGUGGCAGAGGUUGUCUUCGCUGAUCCAGAGGAGGCAGAUAUCUGCGUGAAGUUUCUGAAUGGCCGAUGGUACAGUCAGAGGCAGCUGAGGGCACACUCGUGGGAUGGGAAAACUAAGUACAGAAUUGUUGAAACAGAAGAGCAGACCAAGGAGCGCUUAGCGAAAUGGAACAGUUUCUUGGAGAAGGGAGAAGAAAAGAAGUAGUUUCAUUUUGUUUGCAUUGUCAUUUAAGUUUUGCAAGUAAAAUAUUGUAAUGAAACAAAAAAAAUCAUUAUAAAAUUGUAUAUAGACACAGCAACUUUUAUUUUUGUUUUGUUUUAGAAAAAACUGAGUGUACAUACCUGAAACUUUUUUUUUUUUUUAUUUUUUUUGAGUUUUACAGUUGUGACAAUUCAUUUUGGUUGAUAUUAGCCCAGUCAUAUUUUAUGUUGUUCUGUAAGUGAUUUAUGUUGUGAGCAUGGUAGUGAUGUUUGAAUUUAAAGAUAGGGAUUAGUUUUAUUCAUUAAUUUGAAAAUGCAUAGUCUACUUAUUCAUGUAUUAGUUUUCCGUUGUUUGUUUCAGAAGGCAUGAUGGUUGGCAUUAUUAACCAUGUAUUAAAGUAACUAUAAUGUGUUAAGUAUAGGUUAAUACUGACCACAAGAGUUAUAUUAAAUGCAGUGGUUAUGAUUUGCAUUACCUAUUAAAUUUAUUUAUUAUGGAAA